AUGGUUGCUGACAUUGACUCUUUUUUUAAAUAUCCUUGGGGUCGUAAGUCGAUCUUGUUGACUGUUGAAAGUGCAAAGGCGAGGUCUACAGCGCAAUAUGUACAGAAAGAAGACAAUGGUGAUGCACUAGUAGAUGAUGACAGUUUAUCAGCAGUUGUAGCCUUUGUUCUUUUGGAGUUACAUGCAACAAACCAGCUAAGUUGUGCUAAGCUUGGUGAUGUGAUGGUCAAAACCGCUGGUCGAUGUUAUGCUGUUGAUUGCUUAUCCUUGGAAUAA
Molecule: messenger RNA, 276 nt
Organism: Microthlaspi erraticum
Lineage: Eukaryota; Viridiplantae; Streptophyta; Magnoliopsida; Brassicales; Brassicaceae
Source: the annotation of a GenBank genome assembly